Messenger RNA from Camelina sativa (false flax), 836 nucleotides. Its product is annotated as WPP domain-containing protein 1. Gene Ontology annotation, biological process: mitotic cell cycle; lateral root development. The record is from RefSeq and is a predicted model, not a curated record. NCBI's taxonomy places the organism in Eukaryota, Viridiplantae, Streptophyta, Magnoliopsida, Brassicales, Brassicaceae.
ACCACCCCCAAUCUAUUAAACGACAUCGUACCAAAUCCCUCUUUAUAAGUAGUAAUCUAUCACUCCCACACAACAACAAACAAAUCACACCCAGAAAUUUUCAAAAUCCCUAAAAAGGUUUUCAAAUUCAAAAAUGGCCGAAGCCGACACCACCACCACAUCCCCGCCGCAGAUCCCAGAAUCAGAAACCUCCACCACAUUACCAACAACGGAGAAGAAAGAUUCAAACAACGAGACGGAGAAGAAUCCGAAUCCGGGAACCAUCUCGCUCCGAAUCUGGCCGCCGACUCAGAAAACUCGCGACGCCGUGGUCAAACGCCUGACCGAAACACUCUCAACCGAAUCAAUCCUAUCCAAGAGAUACGGAACCCUCGACUCCGAAGAAGCCUCCUCCGUGGCGAGAUCAAUCGAGGACGAGGCUCACGCCGUCGCUUCCGCCGCCGUGGUAGGUGAUGACGAUGGGAUCGAGGUCCUCAAGGUUUAUUCCAAAGAGAUCAGUAAACAUAUGCUUGAAUCGAUGAAAGCUAAGAAGACCCCUGCACCAAAGGCCGGUGGUGGUGGUGGUGAUGAAGAAGAAGAAACUGAAUUAGCCGCAGAGUUGGGUUCGGUGAAGCUUGAUGAAGACAAGGCUUGAGUUUGGUGUUCUAACUAUCUUUUUUUUUAUUUUGUUGCUUAGAAUUCGUAUGAGAUUAUCUCAAGACUUCUUGUAGUGUGAUGAUGACUUGUUGAUUUCGCAAUUUGAAUGCUUUUGGUUUCUUACUCAUGGUAAUUAACGAGUUAAGUGAAGUUGUCGCUUGCUUUAUCGUUAAUUAGAUUAUAUAUGUGGUUUGCUUGAA